This is a messenger RNA of Acanthoscelides obtectus, 1200 nucleotides long. NCBI's taxonomy places the organism in Eukaryota, Metazoa, Arthropoda, Insecta, Coleoptera, Chrysomelidae. The record is from the annotation of a GenBank genome assembly.
AUAUGAUUAUGACUGAUGUCAAAAAAAUUUAAAAUCCGGCUGAUACGGCCUGGAUAGAUUUUGAUGUGAUUUUUUAAAUACCGUACAAUGUGCUUGAUCAUUUCUUAAAGUGAAAUACGGUGAACAUUCCUAAACAUGAUAAACCUAGUUCCAAUCAGACAAUUAUGUUUAAAAUCAAUACCUACAAUUGCUGAAAGGCCAAACUUUAUGGUCUCUUGUGUUAGGUCUUCACAAAAGAAGACCUUUUCAACCGAUUCCAAGAAAGUUGAUCUAGAAAAGCGAAGGAAAGAAAUUAUGUCAAAGGGCCUUCCAAAGCAGAAACCUAUUAAUGGGGUGAAACAAAUAGUUGUGGUUGCUUCAGGCAAAGGUGGUGUAGGGAAAAGCACUACAGCAGUAAAUUUAGCUACAUCUCUAAAACUGAACUGUCCAACAAGAGUAUUGGGAUACUUGAUACUGAUGUCUUUGGCCCUACUAUACCACUGUUGAUGAAUCUAGAUGACACACCUCUGUUAACAAAGGAAAACCUCAUGAAACCCCUCACAAACUAUGGCAUUCAAUGGUAAGCAUCACAUAAUCGGAUGUUUCUAUGCCUUAUUUCUUUAUAAAAAGACUUUACAGUAUGUCCAUGGGGUUUUUGAUAGAAAAAGGGUCACCAAUUAUUUGGAGGGGCCUCAUGGUGAUGCAGGCUUUGGAGAAACUGAUGAGACAAGUAGAUUGGGGUGAAAUUGAUUAUCUUAUUGUUGAUACACCACCUGGUACUGGCGAUACUCUAUUAAGCAUCAUACAGAAUCUUCCCAUAGCAGGUGUGGUUCUUGUGACAACCCCGCAAUCAGCAGCAUUGGAGGUAACCAAAAGAGGUGCAGUUAUGUUCAAAAAACUCAACGUGCCUUUAAUAGGCAUUGUGGAAAAUAUGAAGUAUGUCAAAUGCACGUCUUGUCAAAGCAACAUAAAAGUUUUCGGAGAUGGAACAUCAAAACUAGCUGAAGAGAUUGAGUGUGAUAUUUUGUCAAGUAUACCUUUAGAAGGUUGUAUAUCUGCAAGUGCAGAUGAAGGUAUACCAGUAGUAUUAAGUGGAAAAAAUAAUGAUAUUGAAGAUUGUUAUAAAAGGAUAGGAGACAGUUUAAUUGCAUUCUGUGAGAAAAAUAAAUAAAUUGUCAAUUUGAGUUUGUUUUUUAACCAAUCCAUGAAUAUAAAUGUCUG